UUGUUUUAUUAUGUAAUAAAAAAACAACAAAAACAAAACGGUGUAAUCCAAGUCUCCGGAAGCCCUGAGAUCACAAAUUGCUUUGAAAAGAAAUUAUCCACACCCUUGCAGUUGAGCUUGUGCACCCAAGUCAGACGGAGUGAACGCUAACAGUUUUGAUCACCAAUUACAGUGAAGACUUUAGCUUUUGAAAGGAUGUAAACAAUAUUUCUUUACAUCUGAAAACACGUCCCCACCUUCUCCAGCUGCUUAGGAGAAUGCUGAAACGCUGUUUCAAAAUGAAAUGUUUUGUGGACUACGAAACUUCCUCUGACCUUCCAUGGGCAUGGGGGUGAGUAGGCGAUGACUGGAUUAUCAUUGCUGGGUGAACUUAUCCUUUAAAAAAAGGACCGUGAGUUUAUUCUACUUAAGAAUUCUACAAAUGCAUUGAUAAAGCUCUUGCUGUUUCCAGAACGCAUUGAUUUGGAUUCCCCCUUUCUAUGUCAAAAUGGCUAUCAGAAAAAUUCCCAUUUGUCCUAAAAACAGACAUGAUGAAUACAUGGAGGCGGUAUAGACUGCAGACUCUAACACUGGGAACUGGCCAACACAAAGAUCUAGGUGCAAUGGCUGAGGUAUCUCACCAACAAGCAUGUCGGGACACAACAACUGUGUUUGUUUUAAAAUGUAAUUAUUAGCAUCACUACUGUUAUUUAUAUUAUUUUUUAUUUAACUUCCUUUUUCCGUUGUUGCCUCUGUACUGUACCAUUCAGUUCUUGGUUGAUAUCAAGUUGAACUGUUCUUGCAUAUUUGACAACUAUUCCAAAAAAAAAAAAAGGAAAGUAGAAAAACGUGAAUUUCAACACUGAACAGUUUUUCUUGGGACGGAUGCCUUCUGCCUCUGGCAUCCUGACAGAACUGUACAAUAUCUCUUUCUCUCUCUCUCUCUCUCUCUCUUGCUGUAUACACAACAUCUUUCCCACAUGGCAGUGGGGUUCUGUGUGUUUCAGGGGCUAUUUUGUAAACACCAAGGGCCAUAACUAAGAGUUAGCUUUACUUGCUUUUCUAGUCCACAGGUAACAAACAUGGAGCGAACAAGUAGCAUCAGGAGAAAAGCCAUGGCCAGACAACACAAAGGGGAAGUCAUGAUUGCCGGAGAACAACUCAGGUUGAGGCUUCAUGACGGGAAACUGAUCAAGGACAGACGCUACCACCUGCGCACCUAUCCAAACUGCUUCGUGGCACAGGAACUUAUAGACUGGCUUGUGAGCCAUAAAGAAGCUCCAGAUCGAGCAACUGCUGCCUGCCUCAUGCAGCACCUCAUGGAUCACGACAUCAUCCACCAUGUGUGUGAUAAGAGGCCAGUCUUCAAGGAUGCCAAACUGCUGUACCGUUUCCGCAAAGACGAUGGCACAUUUCCCUUCAGUACAGAGGUGAAAAUCUUCAUGCGAGGACAACAACUAUAUGAACAGCUCAUAGCAGACAAAAACUCCAUUCUGCAGCUGAGAGAGGAGCAUGGCGUUGCAUAUCGGCGCUCCUUUCCCGGCUGCCAGUUGAUUGACUGGCUCCUUCAGAAUGCAGAGGCAGAGUCCCGGCGCCGGGGACUGGAGCUGUGCCGCACAUUGCAGGAGCAUGGCAUCAUUCAGCACGUGGCAAAGAAACAUGACUUCUUUGACAGCGGACUGCUCUAUCAGUUCUGCAUCAAUUUCCGCCGCCGUCGCCGUCUAUCUGCGCUUUUAAAUGAAAGCGAACGAGACGAAGACGAAGGAGUGGCAGUGUCGACACCCGAGGACACCCAUCCUGAAAGUCCAUUUGUUCUGCGCAAAAGCCAACCUCAGGAGGGCAACAGCGCUUUUCAGUCUGUGGAGUCGAGCAAAGACCUGAAACAGGUUACCAGUGGGCGUCGAGGCAGCUUGAAUUCCCUUCAGCUUCACUCAGCUGGAUUCCCACCUCUCGCCCAGUCUUCAUCGUCAGUGGUGAGAUGCAAUCCUAAAUCAGUGCUGAGAAGAACUUUUACAUGUGAAGAGUUACUGGCACCCGGCGCACCCUUCCUCAAGAAAGUGUUGACGGUGAUAGGAGAUGCCCUGGGCUGGGGCUUUGUUGUCAGAGGCGUGGCUCCUUGUUACGUGCAGGCUGUUGACCCUGGAAGCCCCGCAGCAGUUGCUGGAGUUAAGGUGCGGCAGUUUGUGUGUCAGGUGAAUGGCCAGUGUGUUCUCUACCUGGACUACAGGACAGUCACCAGACUGGUGAUGACAGGGACCCGCACUGUUGUGCUGGAAGUAAUGGAACCACUGGAAUGACAACAAUAAAAC
Messenger RNA from Acanthopagrus latus (yellowfin seabream), 2288 nucleotides. Its product is annotated as DEP domain-containing mTOR-interacting protein. Gene Ontology annotation, molecular function: protein binding. Gene Ontology annotation, biological process: intracellular signal transduction. The record is from RefSeq and is a predicted model, not a curated record. The transcript is spliced from 9 exons. Lineage: Eukaryota; Metazoa; Chordata; Actinopteri; Spariformes; Sparidae. The coding region runs from base 1062 to 2276 and encodes 404 amino acids.